Molecule: messenger RNA, 1143 nt
Organism: Thermothelomyces thermophilus ATCC 42464
Lineage: Eukaryota; Fungi; Ascomycota; Sordariomycetes; Sordariales; Chaetomiaceae
Exons: 2
Coding region: 1-1143 (380 amino acids)
Source: RefSeq, a predicted model, not a curated record
AUGGACAAGGCCUCGGACCGGACACGGCGACAGCGCGCUCUCGGGCCGCGGCUGCCCAAUCUCGCGCUGGUCGCCGGGCUCUUCAUCAACCCAUCAUCCCCCAUCGCCCCGGCCGGCGCUGCCGCCGCUGCCGUCGCGGCCAGACAAUGUCUCCAGGCUCCCGCGGCUCCCGCGGCACCCCGGUCUCCCCGGUCCCUCCCGUCUCCGCUCCAGGUACGCAACGAGGGCGAGCACGUAGUCCUCGCCGACUGCGUCGACACGGCCGGCGUGCUGUCUUCGCAGAUCGCCUACUUCCCCGGCGACCCGGGCCCGUCGCCCCAGGACGUGGCCGUGGUCGAGACCAAGGAGGGCCAGACGGCGCUAUGGGUCAACGACAACACGUCGGCCCUCUUCACGACCACGGGCGUCACCUUCACCGCCCUGAUCGGCCCGCACGUCAAGGACGGCGAGUUCGCCGGCAUCGGCAACAACGGCUACGGCAACUUUAGCUGCUACCAGAUGUACAGCAAGGACCUGUACAAGUACGCCAAGACCACAUGCUCGCAGGUGUACCUGUGCGACCACAGCGCUCCGCCCGCGGGCUGGGUCUGGGACCCGUCGAAGGGCAGUAGUAAUAGCAUGUCCCACGGCACCAUCAUCGGCAUCGCGGUCGGGGUCGUCGGCGGGGUGCUCUUCCUUCUCGCGGCGGCUCUGGCCAUUUGGUAUUUCCGGCGGUCGAGGGGCGGGCGCGGGGGCGCGGCUAGCCGCCUCUCGAGCAAGUUGCUCAGGUCGGGCACCUCUUCGACCGCGGCGGCAUCCUCGGACGCGGGCGAGCCCAAGUCUCAGACGCAGACGCAGACGCCGAUGCCGACGCCGAGCGAGUUUUCGUCGAGCCAGCACCACCAGCCCGUGGUGCAGAAGAUAACCGGCCCUUACGAGAUGGAUGGCCGGUACCGCGUCGAGCUGGCCAACGACAACGGCAAGUACGAGAUGGACCCGCACGGCCACGGCAGCGCCGAGCUCGAUCCUACGUCCAAGCAACAAGAACACGCGACACCUUCCACCCAGAACCAGGUGUCACCCGUCACUCCCGCGCAGUCAGAUUCCCUGCUGCAGCAUGGCGGCUUCCCGCCGAGGUCUCCACCUCCGCAGUAUGCGGAAUGA